Molecule: messenger RNA, 3755 nt
Organism: Helicoverpa armigera (cotton bollworm)
Lineage: Eukaryota; Metazoa; Arthropoda; Insecta; Lepidoptera; Noctuidae
Gene: exp
Exons: 11
Coding region: 441-1991 (516 amino acids)
Biological process (GO): regulation of DNA-templated transcription
Molecular function (GO): protein binding
Source: RefSeq, a predicted model, not a curated record
CAAAUUGUCGGCACACACCACGCCGCAAACACGCAUCAUACGCGGCCAUCACUAUAACCGGUCAAACGAGCGAAUAUCAACCGUACCGCGUUAAACAUAAAGCUCAAUUUUACUUUAGUAGCGAGUUUUUUUUUUCGUGAUCGAGUGAAUUUUCCGAAAGUUUUUCCCGAAUUGUUUUUUUUUUUUUGUUUUGUGUGAACGAAAGUGAGGUGAACUUGUGAUUUUUAUUUGUUUGAAUAUUUUGUGGGACGUAUUGAAGUUUUGGGAUAGUGUUAUAAUUUUUGUUAUAAACUCCAGUGAAGUGAAAACUUAAAAGAAAUAUAUUAAGUGUUAAAUAAUGUUUUAAAUACCAUAAUAAAUAAGUGUGAUUAGUGCAUACAGUAGUGUGGAUGUAUCAUAUAGUGUAUUGAGUGUGUGAGUGACAUACAGCAGGAGUCAAGAUGAUGACCCUGUACAGAACCAUUAAGGGGACCAGUACAACUAAGAGGAAGAAACGAGAAAGCCUAGUUCCGUUCGAGGCGGCUGUGGGUAGCGAAAUGGUGUCACGACGUCGAAUACUUUCGCGUUCCCGCGACGACCUAACGCAGGCGUUCGCAGCACCCGUUGAGGAAGAGGAAGAUGUGUGGUAUCAAAAGGAUAAACUUUAUAAGGAACACAUACAAGAAGUACUGGACAAAUGGACACAGAUAGACGACGAGAUAUGGGCAAAAGUGAUAGUGUUCGAGAGGAACAGACGCGUUGCCAAAGCAUAUGCACGUGCUCCUGUACUUACCAUCAACGGCUCGGACGAUGGAUUCGACGGCAUGAGAAUCGGUCUUUGCGGCUUUGAUAACCCACACAGAGAUCAAAAGACAGAAGAAGUCAGAAGACACAUAGGACAAGGUGUCAAAAUCAAAAUGGACGACGCCGGUAACAUACUCAUCAGACGCUACUCCAAGAGUAACGUAUUCGUGAAGAGUACGGCAGCCACCAGCAACGAAGAGACGGCUAUCGGGCAGGACAUAGUCAAACUACCUGGAUAUUCACUUGAACAGGAGAAAAUAUUUAAGUUAUUCGACAUGAAGAAGUUCCAAUCUAACGUGAACCGUGAGCUUCGCCGUUCGUACCCUGACCGCAGGCGGCUGGAGACGCAGUGCCUCAGCGCUAUUGCCUUCGUCAAGUCGGACAACGAUCUCCUCGACUGCCCCAUCUGGGUGCUCAUCAUCAACGUCGUUGCUAUGGAUAUGCUCAAGUCCAAGCUUCCACCUGUUCAAAGACUGCUGGACAUCAAGAACCGACCCCGCAUUCCAAUUCCCGACGAGGACCCGUACAGCAUCGCCAGCUCCAACGCAAAUGGCUCAGGAUCUAGCGGCAGCUCCGGAGGCUAUGGUCACAAUGGACACAACGGACACCAGAAUAAUGGACAUGGAGUAGUAGCCGCGACCAGGGAACAACUGAUGAUGCAAAUGGGCCAGAGGAGAGGUGACAAGCCUCCGAAGCUACCACCAAGGGAGAAUGGGUAUGGGCCCGCUGAUAUUCCCAAGGUACGUGGAUACAAACCUGAUUACGAUGACAUCGAAGGCCACGAUGGACGCGUGCCAACACAGUUCCCAAGAGGCAAAUCAGAUAAGGGCAAAGACAACAAGAAAUACGAUGAUCCUUACUACUGUGGUCUGCGAGCGCGCGUGCCCAACUUCGUGAAGACUAACGGCGCGAAGGUCUUGCCUUCGAUGACUGAACGUCUGACUCUGAAGGAGGCUCCAGUGCCCAGCAAGCGCUACAGCGUGGCUCACGCUCACCCCGGCCCAUUCCCGCCGCACAUGGCGCCGUUCGCUCACGCGCCGAUGCCGCCACAGGCUUUGUGGCACGCUCGCUCUUACGAGAGCGGAAUCGACGGAGAACAGCACUAUGAUCCAUACGCGCUGUACGGACGGUUGCCCAUGCCUGGGCGUGGCUUCCCCCCACCACCAGCACCUCACGCGCGUCACAUGUUCAUUGGAGAGUGGGACUAGAGUGCGAACCAACUGACACCUGGCAACUUAAUCUAGACAUAAGCAAAGGAUACUGUCAAAUCGAUAUAGAGAAAUAUCAGUACAUUUUGGUACGAUUUCUAUGUAGACGAUUUAUUCAAUCUUUUCAAAUGAAGUAAACAAUCAUGUAACCAAAGAUUGAAAUGUAAUUUAACUGGUUUUAGGGUGCAUGAAGACAGGUAUGAAAUUAAGAAUCGAUGUGGCAGUAUCUUUGAAAUAUAUUAUUCUUUAUUGUUGUAAAUAUUCAAAGAUUUGUAAAAUAAAAUGAAUUUAAAAAUUGUGUUUACGUCAAUGACGCAAUUGUUUAUUUUUUGUAUGUGGAGCAAGAGAUUUGCGUUAUGGUAUUGCGAAUAUUAUCGAGAUUUCUAGUAUACAUCAAUAUGUAAUCCUAUAAUCAACGUAUUAUGUCUAAGUAUUAAGUAUAGCAUAUAGUAAUCGAGUUUACCAACACGUUAGGAGUAAAGUAUUUAACUGAAUAUUGUAAAAAUUUAGCGUUAAUUAAUUAAACCAAUAAGUUAACUUUCACUGCCAAUUUUUAACGAUUUGCGUGUUCAAUGUCAUCACAAUUGUCUUGUCGUUAAAGUAUUUUCUCUUUUUUAUUUUAAUUUUUAAGUGGCAAUCCUAGUCAAAACAGGGUUGGGAAAAUUUAAAACAAUUAGGGAUUUUGAAAUAUUUUUGCUAUUGUAAUUGUUGCAAUUUCCAAAAAGUUAAGAUGGUUUUUUAGACGUGCUGUUUUCAAACAUUUCAUGUUGUUUUAUCGAACAAAGUGACUGCAAUAUUUAUUUUAAUUGAAGAACAAAAUGCUAUAUUAGUAUACGAACAACAAUUUUCGCCCUUCAAACAUCACAUAUUGUUAAUAUAAUAUUAUUUGUAAUUGGCAUGUAAAUUGCAUAUUUUCAAAUGCGACAUGUAGGAAUAAGGUAGGAAUUCAAUUAUAGUUUUAAUUAAUACUUUUGUAAAUAUCUCUCUUCUUUAAUAUCAUAUUAAGGUCUAUAUCCACGUAUUUCCUGAUAUAUUUCCCAAUACUCAAUUUAUCAUAAUAUUAAUUAUGAUCUAGUUUUGUACAACUACGUUGACAAUUUAAAUGUAAUUUAUUGUCACAAUUAAUUUUAAGGUUUUAAUAUUUUUUGUAUAUUUAGAUACGUUUUGUAUUUGUAGCACAUUAAGUGUUAUAUUUUAACUGAUAAACUCAUACAUUAAAAUAUUAUAUUCUUUGGAAAAACUGUGUUCUAUAGAGACACGGUUCUUUUUACCAUAUCUUAUUUUAUUUGCUUCAAAAACUGAAUUGUAGCUUCAAAAAUUCGGAGGUGCUACACAGGUUACCAUAAAAUAUUGUAUCUUAUGCAUUAUUGUAGAUAAUUAUAAUGAUACUUUAAGAUGAGAAUAUACACGUGAAACUAUAGUAUUUUUCCAAAUCAAAGACGGUGAUAGAGGAAAACGGACUACGAUGAGUAAAUGUAUUAAAACAUGUUCUGUAAAUGUAACUUUUUAUACAAAACAAGAUCAAUUUAACUGUCAAGUUACUUAUUGAUAAUUGCAAUUAGAUAAGUAAAGCAUUUUCAAAGAAAAAUGUUAUGAUAAAAGGGUCGAAUGACUCUGGCAAAAUGUAAAAUACUGCUGCUAUUACGAAUUUAAGUAAUAUAACAUCAACAUCCACUUGUAUUGUGUAGCAUUGGGUGUUGGUUAUCGAGUAACCUAUCAUAAGGAAGAACGUUUAUGAGUAAAUAUACAAUUAUUUUAAUAAAA